GAAAGGAAGCUGACUUCUUGGAACUGACAAGCCAGCUGAGAAGUUUGAGACAGUACACCAUGACUGAUCUGGGAUGUAAAAAGCCCAGUGACUGCACCGUCUCCAGACUGCUCAAUGUUGUGGAGAGCGAACUCCAAGCUGGCAGAGACAAAGGGGACCCGACUGAAAAACAACUCCAGCUUGUCUUGGAGGAGGCUGCGCUGUGGCAGAGGUUCAGGGAAGUCACUAACGAGAUGAUCGUGACCAAGAACGGCAGACGGAUGUUCCCGGUUUUAAAGAUUAGCGUGUCAGGUUUGGAUCCCAACGCCAUGUACUCCUUCCUGUUGGACUUUGCCCCGACCGACGGCCACCGCUGGAAGUAUGUGAACGGUGAAUGGGUGCCUGCUGGGAAACCAGAGCCACCAAGCCACAGCUGCGUCUACAUUCACCCAGACUCUCCCAACUUCGGGGCACACUGGAUGAAAGCCUCUGUUUCCUUCAGCAAAGUAAAACUUACCAACAAGCUCAAUGGAAGCGGGCAGAUAAUGCUGAAUUCCUUGCAUAAAUAUGAGCCUCAGGUUCACAUUGUUCGUGUGGGAGGCCCACACAGGAUGGUGAUGAACUGCUCCUUUCCAGAAACUCAGUUCAUAGCUGUCACUGCUUAUCAAAAUGAAGAGAUAACAGCUCUCAAAAUCAAGUAUAAUCCCUUUGCCAAAGCCUUCCUGGAUGCAAAGGAAAGAAACCAUCCCCGGGACACUCCCGAAAAUGUUUUGGAAGGUCAACAUAUGACAUAUUCUCACUUAGGUGGCUGGUUGAUUUCCAACCCAGAUGCAGUGUGCACAGCAGGAAACCCUAAUUAUCAGUAUGGAGGAGCUUUGUCUCUGCCUGCCCCGCAUUCCCACCAGGGCUGUGAGCAUUAUGCGGCCCUUCGAGGGCAUCGGGCUGCACCAUAUCCUGCUUCGUACAUGCAGAGAAAUCAUUCCCCAACAGUGAAUUUGAUCGAGAGCUCAAGCAAUCAUCUGCAGAUGUUUCCAGGACACGAUAGCUGGGCUUCUUUACCAUCCACACCACAUGCCAACUUGCUUUCAGUACCACAUGCCAAGGGAACUGCCACUGCGGGUCCUAGCCCCUAUCCCUGUCUGUGGACAGUCAGCAACAGUGCCCUUAAUGUUGCCAACCCGGGGAGUGACAUGAAUGGCAGCGCUCCAGGCACGUUCCUACGAGACGUCAUACCACAGCAGGCAUGGAGCCAGCUCAGAUCACCUUGGCAGUUAUGAGCACUGUAAACACC
Gopherus evgoodei (Goodes thornscrub tortoise) is the source of this 1270-nucleotide messenger RNA. It is a transcript of the gene TBX19, whose product is annotated as T-box transcription factor 19. Gene Ontology annotation, biological process: cell fate specification; heart morphogenesis; mesoderm formation. Gene Ontology annotation, molecular function: DNA-binding transcription factor activity, RNA polymerase II-specific; RNA polymerase II cis-regulatory region sequence-specific DNA binding. The transcript has 10 exons. The coding region runs from base 60 to 1256 and encodes 398 amino acids. Gene Ontology annotation, cellular component: nucleus. NCBI's taxonomy places the organism in Eukaryota, Metazoa, Chordata, Testudines, Testudinidae. The record is from RefSeq and is a predicted model, not a curated record.